Messenger RNA from Paramecium tetraurelia, 1449 nucleotides. RefSeq lists its product as uncharacterized. The record is from RefSeq and is a predicted model, not a curated record. NCBI's taxonomy places the organism in Eukaryota, Ciliophora, Oligohymenophorea, Peniculida, Parameciidae. Gene Ontology annotation, molecular function: UDP-N-acetylglucosamine diphosphorylase activity. The transcript is spliced from 3 exons. Gene Ontology annotation, biological process: UDP-N-acetylglucosamine biosynthetic process.
AUGGGAAUUUGCACUUCUCAAAAUGUCUCAGAGAAAUUAGACGAUAAAGAAGAAGAUUAUUUAAAACUUGAUUUUAAUCGAUUUUCUACUUACCAAAAGUUGGAAAAUAUUGCAAACAAUAUCGCAUCAUGUAACAAAUCUCACACAUAUUUAGAAUAACAAAUUGAUAAAAUAUUUUCAUCAUUAAUUUAAAGAAUGAUUGCUUCUCGAUAAACUCAUAUAUUAAAGAUAUUAGACAAUAUUGAAAAUUAAAAAAAGUAGCAGUUUAUGACAAAAUUAGAACGUAUAGAUUUUGAAUUCAUAGAUUCUGUAUAGAAAUUAAAUUACAAUUUUUAGCUAUUUCAUCAUUGUUAUAAAGAAAAUUAGACAGAUGCCUUUUACUCCAACGUUAUUUAAAGCACCAAUUGCUUAGACUAGAAUUUUGAUUUAAUAAAAGAACAAAAAGUUGGAAUAGUGUUAUUAUGUGGAGGUCGCAGUUCUCGAUUACCUGAUAAACUAUUAAGUGAUAUAGGACUUCCAUCUAAGAAAUGUGCAUUGUAAAUAAUGAUGGAAAGACUGAAAAAAAUACUUAUGUUAUGUAAUACUUAUUAUUUAAAUGUUUAAGCUUCUAAAAAUAAAGAUAUUGCUCAUUAUCCAAUUGCAAUUGUUCUUUCAGAUAGAAAUUCGGAGAAGAUUUAAAUGUAUCUUAAAUACUAAGGAGAUUUUGAAUUUUAAUCAAUCUAUUAUAUAAUUGAGAAAUAAUUACCUGUGAUUGAUUAAAAAGGAUAGGUAGUAUUUGAAUAGGAAAAUCAAGCUAUUAUGACACCUGAAGGGACUGGUUCAAUUUUUUUAUAACUCAAUUCAUUCAUAAAUAAAUUUCCAAACAUGGAGUAUCUUCAUUUCUUGGGUUUGGAUAAUCUAGUUGGAUUGCCAUUAGAUCCAUAAAUGCUGAAUCUCAUUUGUAAAUAGAAGGCUGAUGCAUUAUGCAAAGUUAUUGAAACUAAUUCAAUAUUAGACGACAGGAUAUUCUAUUCAAAUAAACAAUUUAAGACUAUGGAAGAAUGGGACUCCACCAUAACAGAAAAUUCAUACAACAUGACUUAAAUGUUACUGAAUGAUUUAUAUCUAUCAGUUUCAUUUCUCAAUAAAAUGAAAUCGAAUCAUGAGAAAGCAUUAAAGCUAAAUUAGAGAUACCACUGUAUAAAGAGAGGAUCUAAUAUUCAAUUUGAAAAACACAUUCAAGAUAUAAUCGAAGUAACUGAUAUAACAAUUUUACAUCAAACAGAAGAUUAUGCCUUGCUAAUUGAUGAUCCAAGAAGAGCAGUGAUCUAGUUGUCCAAUGUACAUAAGAGAUACCUCAAAUUAGAUGGAACUUAAGAAGAAGAUUUAGUUGAAAUCACUCCUUAAAUGAGCUAUUGCGGAGAGGAUUUAAAAAAAAUUGAAAAUGCCACAUACCCCUUGAUUAUAUGA